AUGGUGCAAGCAGUCGUUCACAAACGCAUUGACAAGCAUAAAGGCACAUGUUUCACUCUUUCUCUUACCUAUCAAUCUAUCUCAUUUUCUUCAUAUCUAUCUAUCUAUCUAUCUAUCUAUCUAUCUAUCUAUCUAUCUUUCAAUCUAUUCUCAGUCUCUUCAAAUCUAUCUAUCUAUCUAUCUAUCAUUUUUAAAUCCGACUUUGGCAAGGGAAUAUUAUUCUAUCUAUCUAUCUAUCUAUCUAUCUAUCUAUCUAUCUAUCUAUCUAUCUAUCACAGUGACUAUUCAUAUCUAUCACAGAGACUGUUCAUAUCUUUCUAUCUACCUAACCAGCACAAUCUAUCUAUCUAUCUAUAUCUAUCUAUCUAUCUAGGAACAGCACAAAGCGUUUUAUACCAUUGUUUGAAUCUAUCUAUCUAUCUAUCUAUCUAUCUAUCUAUCUAUCUAUCUAUCUAUCUAUAUCUAUCUAUCUCUGCCCGUCUAUCCGUCUAUCUGUGCCUAAAUUUUGACGGAAAUACAUUUAUAAAUACGAAAUUGUUUGCUAUCUAUCUAUCUAUCUAUCUAUCUAUCUAUUCUAUAGAUACAGAGAUUUUAUCUAUCUAUCUAUCUAUCUAUCUAUCUAUCUAUCUAUCUAUCUAUCUAUCCACGUCUGCUCAAAUAUAUUUAUCUUUUAAAUCUCUUCCGUUCUAUCUAUCGUUCCAUUUUCCUCAGUGUGUUCUAAUCUAUCUAUCUAUCUAUCUAUCUAUCUAUCUAUCUAUCUAUCUAUCUAUCGACACGUGGCAACAUUUUAUGUUAAAUAUAAUUUCUCAAAUAUAUCUAUCUAUCUAUCUAUCUAUCUAUCUAUCUAUCUAUCUAUCUAUCUAUGUGACUCUGUUCAUAUCUAUCUAUCUAUCUAUCUAUCUAUCUAUCUAUCUAUGUGACUCUGUUCAUAUCUAUCUAUCUAUCUAUCUAUCUAUCUAUCUAUCCUAUCUAUCUAUCUAUCUAUCUAUCUAUCUCUCUCUCUCUCUCUAUCUAUAUAUAUAUAUAUAUAUAUAUAUAUAUAUAUAUAUAUAUAUUCAUCUUUACAUCAAACUCCAUUCCUUCCUUCCUUCCUUCCUUCCUUCCUUCCUUCCUUCCUUCCUUCCUUCCUUCCUUCCUUCCUUUCAAUCAUUUCCGGUAUUCACUUACAUCUCUUUCUUUUUUUGGCCAAUAAUUUUUCAUUUUUUUUCUUUCACUUCCAUUAACUUCCAUUUCUUUUUUCUUUCUUUCUUUCUUUCUUUCUUUCUUUCUUUCUUUCUUUCUUUCUUUCUUUCUUUGGUGUUUUGCUUAAUUUAUUUAUUUCUUUUUAGCCCCCAAUUUUCAUUUUUUUUCAUUCAUUCAUUUUUGGAAAGAGCUUCUAUUUCUUCUUUCUUUCUUUCUUUCUUUCUUUCUUUCUUUCUUUCUUUCUAG
This is a messenger RNA of Acanthosepion pharaonis, 1428 nucleotides long. NCBI's taxonomy places the organism in Eukaryota, Metazoa, Mollusca, Cephalopoda, Sepiida, Sepiidae. The record is from the annotation of a GenBank genome assembly.